Rubroshorea leprosula is the source of this 788-nucleotide messenger RNA. NCBI's taxonomy places the organism in Eukaryota, Viridiplantae, Streptophyta, Magnoliopsida, Malvales, Dipterocarpaceae. The record is from the annotation of a GenBank genome assembly.
AGAACAUCCUUCUUGCUUGAAAGGAAUGAUGUCCUACGGAUGCUCAACAACUUGGAAGGAAUGAUGUUCUGCAGGAGGCUCAGAGAAAACAGGGGAUGUUUCUUUUGAACUGGGAUAGUGAGGAGAAGGCGAAAAACAGAAAAAUCUAGGGAGAAACAAGAGGCAAAGCAAGAAGCAAGAUUCUAGGGGAUACUCUACAGCUUGAAAGGAACGAAGCUGAAUUUUGAAUUGUACAGCGGAUGUUUCUUUUAUGAUUAACAGCCAUGAUUCCAGAAUCAGAAUAUUGGAACCAUUGCAAUCCUUCAACUCAAAGCUGCAUAUCCCCAAUAGCAGCAGAAUUAACUAUUCUAUUCACUUCAUUUGGCGUUCGGAGCAGACCAAAUAGAAACAAUAAGAAAUUCAGAACGUCAGAGGGUCUUAGAGAGUUUCUUUAUGUUCUACCAUGCGAUGUCCUCCCCUGCUGUUAUAAUUGCUUUCACAGCAACGGCUCAGAUGCUAGACAAGUAUGGAGGGAAAGUAGGUUUUGUAGUUCCAACAAUUUCAAUAUUCAUCUUUGAUAAGUAUGGAUGGGAUGAUGAUCUCCCUGAGGCUCAGAAAACACAAGUUGCUUUUUAUGCUUUCGUUUCAACAUAUUUGUUUGAGGAAAAGUUAUGAGAUUGAGAGCCCUUUUAGCGUACUUAGAGCUUAAUUUUGAUAGAGGUUUUGCUUAAAAAAAUUUGUUGUAAAAGUUGUAUCUGUAAAUCUAAAAUUAUUGAGUAAAUUUUUCUUAAAAAAUUCUUAAAUUUAAU